Mercenaria mercenaria is the source of this 3574-nucleotide messenger RNA. Its product is annotated as ER lumen protein-retaining receptor 2. The coding region runs from base 58 to 630 and encodes 190 amino acids. Gene Ontology annotation, cellular component: endoplasmic reticulum; cis-Golgi network; membrane. The record is from RefSeq and is a predicted model, not a curated record. NCBI's taxonomy places the organism in Eukaryota, Metazoa, Mollusca, Bivalvia, Venerida, Veneridae. Gene Ontology annotation, molecular function: ER lumen protein retrieval receptor activity. The transcript is spliced from 5 exons. Gene Ontology annotation, biological process: endoplasmic reticulum to Golgi vesicle-mediated transport; protein retention in ER lumen.
UUUGUGGUGAUAUGAGCCAUUUAUUGGCCUUUACUGUUUGCUUUUGAAAAUGUGGAAAUGCGUUCAGUAGCAGGUAUAUCUGGAAAGAGUCAGAUACUGUUUGCUCUUGUAUUCACCACAAGAUACCUUGACUUAUUUACAUCUUUCAUCUCAGUUUACAAUACCACUAUGAAAGUUUUCUUCAUUGCCUCAUCGUAUGUGACUGUAUACUUUAUCUACCAACACUUCAAGGCUACAUAUGACUCAAAUCACGACACUUUCCGAGUGGAAUUCCUUGUUGUGCCAGUAGGAGGACUUGCCUUUCUUGUUAAUCAUGAAUUUACACCACUCGAGAUUCUAUGGACCUUUUCGAUCUACCUCGAGUCUGUUGCCAUUUUACCACAGUUGUUUAUGGUAAGCAAGACUGGUGAGGCAGAGACUAUCACAAGCCACUACUUGUUUGCCCUAGGCUCAUAUCGAGCUCUCUAUCUGCUGAACUGGAUCUACAGAUACUACUUCGAGGGAUUCUUUGAUCUUAUUGCAGUUGUAGCAGGAUGUGUACAAACAAUACUCUAUUGCGAUUUCUUCUAUUUGUACAUAACUAAAGUGGCAAAUCCAGUUGCAGCUAUUGAAGAACUUGUACAUGUAUAGACUUUGUACUCUUGCUAAUACACUAAAGUGCUGAAAGGCAAGAAGAUCAGUUUACCAGCUUAGACAUUGUGACAUAGUGAAUUUUAAUUAAAAUCUAGCUUCAUAUCCUGAACAACAGAGAUUUCAGUGAAGAACAGCUGUUUUGUAUGCCUCAAGAAAAAUGUGUAGGACUGAGUGACCUAAAUACAUAUUAUUAUUUUAAAUAAACAUCCAUGUACCAUCAGAUCUCACCUUGGCAUGUGGUAAAAAAGUAAAAAUAGGUGCUUAUUUUCUACUUUACAUGUUUAUUUAAAAUAAAAUGUAGAGCUGAUUGAAAGUCUUUGGGCAAAGAAUUAGCUGCAUAGUUUUUUUUCAGGGCCAGGUGUGUUUUGCUUGUACAUGGAUAGGUUGGGACUUCUUAUAUAUGUGAAAACCAAGCAGAAGUUCUGUCAGGAUAUAUAUGAAGCUUUGUUUGGUUGCAACAGUGUACAUUGUAAAUAACAUUUAGGGGAUGAAUGAAUGAAACUAAAUGUUGGAUGAAUGUAUUGUAGCUUCUCUCUGUUAGCAGAGUCUAAAAUGGACCAGCCAGUUUUGUGAUGUGUUGGAUACUGCAGAUUAUUUUGUAUUUGUUGAAGUUUUUUUUUUUCCAACCAUUUUAACUGAAUGUAUAUGGCAACAACUUCUACAACUGAACCUAAUUUACAAGUUUUUUACCAGUGAAAAUAGUUUAGCAGGAGCAAAGGAAAUGCAUCAGAUGCUAACUGGCACCAAAAAGAAACUACAUGCCAGUAAUACAUAUGCUGCAAUAAACAAACAUCUAUUUUACUAGAAUUCUAUCUUCUUUUACUUGCUAGCUUAGUUUAUUGAUCCACCUGUAUUUGAUAAAUGUUGAAAGCCAUUUUCAAAUAUUUAAAAAGUGUAGAAUUUUCUCCCCUUUGGAUUUUAUUAGCAGUUUUUUGAAAUAUUGUUGAAUUGGUUUGGAGAUGUGAAAUUAAGCUUUUUGAGAUACUUAAUAAUUUCAAGGCUUUUAUGAUGUAAAUGAAAACUGUAGUAAAAAGCAGUUCAUAUUUUAAAUAUUGGGUCAGAGAUACCACAGAAAAUCAAGUGCUAAUUGUUAGACGUCGGACUGCUGUAUAUACCACCUUAUUUAUUGGACCUGAAAUCUAGUCUCUUUUUGCGUUUUGUUACAAUGGCUUGGAGGUGGUUACAUCAAUGCCAUAGUAACAGGUAUUGGUUUUAGUUAUUUUCUUAUUAAAGAAUUUUGAAAAUUUGCAGAAAUAGCCUUGAAUAUAUUUCCGUUAAUAGAUUUUCUACAAAUGAUCUGAUGUUAUCUUACAGUAAUUGUUAAUUGGACUACUUCAGCAUGAAAAACACUAGCAUUGAUUCUAUAUAACUUAAUUGCUACAUUGAGAAAAGGCCAGGAGUGUUAGUGUUGCUAUAUGUCAGUAUUAUUUCUACCAUGCUGGUACAUUUUACAUGGUAAGUAUGAACUGCUUAUUGUACAGCUUGUUGGAGGACUCGGUGGAGAGCUGUGCUUAAGUUGUUACAAUAUAGGAGAGAUCGCCGUUUAUCAGUUUAUCAGGUGGUGGGCAAAAACAAAGUUUUUACACCGUUUGUGUAUGGGUUCGGAAUUUUUUAAUUUUAAUAACUUUUUCGCUCAUUUAUUAAUUUUCAAAAUUUAAGGAGUUUUGAAAAACAAUUUUCAUAUUUUCUUAUUCAAAUAUCUUUUUUAAAUGAAUAACCGUUUUAAAUGACAUUUAAUUUUAAUAGUGGCAUAGUGAUGUUCAAAACUUCAAGAAAAACACUAAGUUAAGCGUUCAUAACUAAUCCAUUUUAUGUCGAAAUAUUAAAAUAAUAUUUAAAAUUAAUUAUUAGAUUGCUUGUUUUGUAAGCUUUCCAUUGAUCAAAAAAAAUAUUUAUAUAAUUUGUUUUAAAAAAGUUUAGGCCGUUAGAAAAACAUGGAAGUUCGGCAUCUGCCCGCCCGAUCAGUCUUAUCAGUUCUAAAAAUAGAAAAUAAUACGGAUUUGUAUACAAACACGAUCUCUGCUAUAAGUUACGACAGUUUUCCAUUCAGCCCUAUAUAUAUGUAUUACUUCUUGGUUUGAGUAAGACGUAAACAUGAAGUAAUUUUUUACUUGGGACUUUUUAAUCAUUGGAUACUUGACCAUUGGUGUAAUUUAAUAUUUCAUCACAUAUUACAUGUAUGUUCAGUAAGCUGGUGCAAAGACUAACCGUGAAAGUGGGAUCAUUAUUUAAUUUUUGAAGUCAGUAUUUCAUACCUGGAGUACAAAAUGAGGUCAGACUAUGAUAUUACCUUUUGCUUAUUAUCAUAUCUUUUAGGAAACUGUAAUGUUCAACAUAACGGUAUACUUCCAUGAACCUGCUGUUAAAAUUUUAACCCCAUAAAUUUUAUUGAUGUUUUCAAACUUCCUGUUUUUUUUGCAUGGUUAACUACAUGUAUAUUACUAUUUACUAAUGUAAAUUUUUUAUAUGCGUUGUAUAGUUUUAUUACAUCAGACAUUUUGGUUAUUGGCGUAUCCGUAUUUGAUGAUUACCAACAAUUUCAUUGAGACUACUUUCUUAAUGAUGGAAAUUCUGUUGUAUACUUAAAUAUUUGGUUCUCGUAUUGGGAAAAUAAAUAUUGUUGGAAACAUUUAUGUAUGGAAGGAAUAUGUAUUAUCAUAGUUUGUAAUAAUUUGCAUUUCAUUGAUGGUGUUAUUUGAACAAAAUGAUGAAAAAAGCAUGGGGUAUUUUUAUAGAUCUUAAAGCAAGAAUCAUGAAGACUAGAUAUAUCUUUUAAAAUACUUUGUUAAUGCAUUUGCAUGGAAGUCAUUUUAAUAUACACAAAUGGCCUUUGUCAUGUCUGUAUCUUAGAACUUUGUAUUUACACGUAUAUUGUAAAUAGAAGAAGUUUGAUAAUAUCUUGAUGAAAUAAAAUGCCUGCCAUAAGUUGCAAAGAUGAAAA